AUGUUCGCCACCGGCCCCUACGCCCACGAGACCCAGCUCGUGUCCCCCCCUGUCUUUUCCACCUUCACCACCGAGCCAUCCACCGCCCCUCUGACCCCGCCGCCGGAGCUCGCCCAUCUCACCACCCCCUCCUCCCCGGACGUGCCCUACGCCAGGUUCCUCUCCUCCUCCCUCGCCGCCGCCGGCAAGGGCGCUGCCGGCAGCGACCUCCAGGCGACGUAUCCUCUCUACCCGGGGAGCCCCUCUAGCAGCCUGAUCUCGCCGGCGUCGGCCACCCCGCGCACCGGCCUGUCCUCGCCCUUCCCGGAGCGCGAGGUGCCGACCCAGUCGUCGUCCUCCAGCGGCGCCUCCCCCUUCUACGGGUGCCAGUCGUCGAGGCUCUUCGGCCACCGCAACUUCAUGAUGUCGCCGGACUCCGGCCUCUUCUGCGCGGCCUCCUCCGCCCAAUUCUACCUCGACCAGGCCCAGCAUCCCUCUUAUCAACCUCACUCUGCGGCAAGGCUCAGCGUCUCCAGGGAGGCCGACGUCUACAGCAGCGGCGGCGGCAGCGGAGGAGGACACAGGCACAGCAAGGCCUGCAAGCAGGAGGAGGAGAUUGAAGCCUACAGAGCGUCGUUCGGCUUCAGCGCUGACGAGCUCAUCAUCACGCAGAACUACGUAGAGAUCUCCGACGUCGCCGCCGACGACUCCUUCUCCAUGGCUCCGGAGCCGGCGAAGAUCACUGCCGGAAGGUCGCCGGACGCGGUGAGAUCGUCAGAUCGGCCGGAUCCCCAAUCCUCCGAUCUCAGGGCACCCUGCGAUCCCAAGCGGACAGGUAAACUGCUCCUCACUCCAUCCAUGGCCUUGAGGUUCUUCCCCUUUUGGGCGGGAGCCGGCUUCAUCGUCGUCGUCACCUCGUUUUUUGUGGCUCAGGGCUGCCGCAGCAAGGGCGCCACCACUCCGGCGAGGCUCCGGCGGAGGGCCUCGCCCGCGCGGCGACCGACGACGAGUCGGGCUCUGCGGCGUGGGGAAAGAGGGCGAGCAGGAGCUUCCGCAUGGUGACGUCGGUCUCCGACGCAGAGGUGGACUACAGGAGAUCGAGCAGCGCGAGGGAAACCCUCGGCGGCGCUGCUGCGUCCCGGCGAAAGUAG
Spirodela intermedia is the source of this 1130-nucleotide messenger RNA. NCBI's taxonomy places the organism in Eukaryota, Viridiplantae, Streptophyta, Magnoliopsida, Alismatales, Araceae. The record is from the annotation of a GenBank genome assembly.